Caretta caretta (loggerhead turtle) is the source of this 6554-nucleotide messenger RNA. It is a transcript of the gene PNO1, whose product is annotated as partner of NOB1 homolog. Gene Ontology annotation, cellular component: nucleus. Gene Ontology annotation, molecular function: RNA binding. The record is from RefSeq and is a predicted model, not a curated record. Lineage: Eukaryota; Metazoa; Chordata; Testudines; Cheloniidae.
CAUCCGGGGCUCAGCCCGCCUUCCUGGGGCUCCUAGGAGUUCCGUGAUGGGGGCCUGAGGACGGAAGUGACGUUUCUGUGGUUCCGGCCUGCGUCAGCCCAUGCCCGGCUCCGUCCGGACGUGUGAAGCGUUGCAUGGAGGGGCCAGCGGAGGAAGGGAUCGGGGGGAGCGGCCCCGCCGCGGCCCCAGAGACCCAGAGCGCGACGGAGGCUGGGGGCUUCAUCAGGGUCCCCAAGCGGAGCAAACGGAAGCGGCGGGCGGCCGAGCUGGAUGGGGGCGGCGGCGGCGGGAGCCGCAUGGACACGGGGCAGCCCUGGCCCAGCAAGAGGCCUCACUUCCCGCCCGUCUGCGGGGACGCGCUCAGGAGCGGAAAAGAUGAAAUGAGGAAAAUUCCUGUACCAGCAAACAGAUAUACUCCUUUGAAAGAAAACUGGAUGAAAAUAUUCACACCUAUUGUAGAACACCUGCAUCUUCAAAUCAGAUUUAACUUAAAAACAAGAAAUGUAGAAAUCAAGACUUGUAAAGAGACAAAAGACGUAAGUGCUCUAACGAAAGCAGCUGACUUUGUGAAAGCAUUUAUUCUUGGAUUUCAAGUUGAGGAUGCUCUUGCUCUCAUCAGGUUAGAUGACCUUUUUCUAGAAUCUUUUGAAGUUACAGAUGUCAAGCCUUUGAAAGGAGAUCACCUUUCUAGAGCAAUAGGAAGAAUAGCGGGAAAAGGUGGAAAAACCAAAUUCACUAUAGAAAAUGUAACCAGGACACGAAUAGUUCUUGCUGACUCGAAAAUUCAUAUUUUAGGAUCUUUUCAGAAUAUUAAGAUGGCACGAACAGCAAUUUGCAAUCUCAUUUUAGGAAGCCCUCCAUCAAAAGUCUAUGGCAAUAUUAGAGCUGUGGCAAGCAGAGCAGCUGAAAGAUUCUAAGACCCAGGACUCUAAUUUGGGACUCUGUAUCCAAUAUACAGAUAUUGUGGCUGGAGAUCUUAAUACACAGCUAAUGUGUAUAGAAAUAACACAAGUUCUGCAUGAAGCUUACAGGUGCUCAGCCUCCUUCAACUUGAUUGGGAAGUUUAGAAGAAAAUAGGGCUGCUUUUGCAGUCUGUUUUCAUUCAGGCAUAAUGUCUGAUCUUUUGACAAAAUAUUUAAGUAAUUUAACAAAACCCUUGUAUGUUCAUUAAAUAUUAAUGCUUUAUCACUAAUCAAAAGUAUGGUUAAUUUGAUUGUAUCUUUCACUUAAAGCAAGCAUACUGAUAACAGGACCGUUGGUUUCUGAAGAAAGUGACUGGUUAGGAAGCAUUGUAAACUCAUGCAUUCAGAUUUCUUAAAUUGUGUAAACUUAGUUCUUCGACCAGUGGCAACAGUCUGACUCACUUGAUUGUAUGUCACCUUUGGUGAUUUAUUUAUAAAAUUCCUAGAGGAGGGGGAAGCAGGGCCUGUACAUAUCUGAGCUGCAGACCAAAAUCUUGUCAUGAUACUUUGUAUAGUAUACAUCAGGAAUCUCAAAUCACCACAAGGGCCACAUGAGGACUAGUACAGUGGCCCAAGAGCUGCAUCACUGACACCCUGCCUCCACUCCACCCCUUCUAUGAGGCCCUGCCCUGUCUCUUCCCACCCCCCAUUCCAACCCUUUUCCCAAAUCCCUGCCCCGCCUCUUCUCCACCUCCUCCCCUGAGCAUGCAGCUCCCUGCUCCUGGAAAGAGCUAAGUGCUGCCAAACAGCUCUUUGGUGGUGGGAAGUGCCUGGAGGUAGGCAGAGGAGCAGGGAUGUGGCAUGCUGGGGGGGUGGCAGGUGAAAGCUUGGCAGCCUGCAGCAAAUGUGGCCUCUGUGUUUGAGACCCCUGGUAUACAUAUCACAGAACAUGAUAUAAGAUACUGUACAGAAAUGGUUAAUAGCUCAAGUGUUUAGUGUCCCUAGUUAUGUUUUGGAACAGGAAAAGUAGAGUUUUCCACAGACACAUCCCUUGCUGGAUAUUGUCAUCCACCUUGAGUCCAGUGGUUAGGCUUUCUUUGACUUAAGUCAUUACUCAAGAUGACAAUGGGCAGGGACAUUUUCUUUGUGAUGAAGAUGCACUCUCAGAUGGAAGUGUCAAGUACUUGAACAAAUUGAUGCAUUAAAAAGCAGGCACCAGGCCCACAUGGUAUAUAUCUGAGAUUUCUGAAGGAGCUUAGAUAUGAAAUGGCUGAGUUGUUCAUAAAUCUUAUUUAAAGAUGGUUACUUUCCAAGCUUCUGGAGUAAUAGCUAUGUUGUGCCUGUACUUAAAAAAAGCUCUGGCAAUAUGUGAGAAAUCAUAGACUAGUAAGUCUUCCAUAUGUACUUCACACAUUUUACUUGUAAUUAUCAUUUCAACUAAAUCUGCCAUCUGGAAAAUCAUGAGAUUAACCAGCAUGAUAUGUACAAAGGAAAAUAGCUUUUGAGAAGGUUCCUCAGAGGCUACUGACAAUAAGUUUCUCGUAAGGUGAAAGACAAAAUAGUGCCAUGGAUCCAAAAACUGUUUAGGAGAUGAUAAGUGACCAUUUAAUCUGUUUUUAUAGCAAAAGCACAACAGCUGCAAGGCCCGUGGUUCUCUAUGUACUUAUGUUUCCAAACAAUUAUUUAUACAGUGAACAUAAGUAGUGAAGAAGCAAAGUUUAGAUGUUAUUUAAAUUAGUCAGGACCAGAAGAAGUUGAGCCAUUUGACCAAGCUAGGUGAAAAUGUAAUGAUGGAUGAAGUUCAGUGUCAGUAAAUGCAAAGUAAUAUACAUUGCAGGGAAAACAAACUACUCAUGAACCUUCCAGAAUGCUAAACUAUCAAUGCAGGAAAGCAAUGCAGGUGAUGUAGACAUCUUAAUGAAGACACCAGUGUGCAGUUGCAGUCAAAGAAAAGGUGAUUUAAGGAAGAGGAUGGAAAAUACACCUGUACAAUAAAGAAUAUGGCAGAAUUGGGGUGUGUUUAGGGAAGAAUUAAAAUAAAGGGCACAGAAAAACUCAUGACUGAAUAGAAUGAGAUUGUUUACUUACCUUAAUUUGCCCCCUUUGGGUGAGUAAACAUGACAUCGCACCUUCAAUUACAUCACAAUUUUUUUUUUUUUCCACAGAACUCCUUCCUCAGUGCACAUGAUGAAUGGGUCUGAUUGAGCAGCUAUUCAAUAACUUGUUUCCUCACUGUUCACUGUAGGACCCCCAGCCUUAUUUACUGCAUCCUAUUCAAUCCUGGCUCCAAAGACAAUUUUGUCAUCAGCUUUUUGCUAUAGUAUUGAGUGCUUCACAAACAACUUAUUUUCACAACGGUGAGGGGGCUCUAUACCCAUAAUACAGAUUAAGGACUAAGGCAGCAAGAGUAGACCCUUCUGAUGAUUAAGUUUAGGAGCUUGGUUUAAGAUGUGGGGGGAAAUUCCAGCUACUACAAUAGAGGCAGUGGGGUAAAAUGGGGCACAGGUGGGCCCAGCAAUCUCCUGGGACUCACAACAGUGCAGGAAAGCUCCUCCUCACUGGGACCACCAGGACAUAUGUGGUAGUAAGCUUAAUUAUUGAAUUUCCUAACUUGAGUGCUUGGCUUUAACUCAUGUUUAAUACAAUUUUAAUUUUUUUUAAAGGCAGUAUAUUAACUCCUACACCAGGCCAUCAACAGGGUUGGAACCUUUAGAUAGAUCACCCACUCCUAGCUUUUCACCCCAGCCCAGUCCUUUCCUUCCCCCUGGCUUGACUCGUCCCUUCUGUAUUUGCAUAAGGUGGCUUCCUCUGCUACCCUACCUGGACACCAGUAGGGGCAUCACUGAGAGCAUUGGAUAGGGGGUUCCCUGUUACAUUCCUUAGCUCAGGGGUCAUGGAGGUUUUACAUGGGUUGCAAGUACAUGCAUGAAACAGAGCAUCUGCUAUAAAAUAUAUUUAAAUACCUUCUGCAGUUUUGGCUGUUGCUGCAACGGUGCUGCCUUCAGAGCUGGGUGCCUGGCCAGCAGCCAGCACUGUGCGGUCACUCAACUCUGAAGGCAGCGCAUGCUGCCAGCAUCACCACAGAAGUAAGAGUGGCAAUGGGGUGCUAGUCAGUCUACUGUGAAGUGAUAUUUGUAUGUUAAUACCACUUUUCACUGCCUCCCAGCUAGCGAGCAAUUCUGCUGUGAAAAGCGAUAGACAGUUUCUUCACAUACCUCCUGGUAUUAAGCAGUAAAUAUUUAAAAAUAUAACUUUUCUGCUAAUAAUUCAAUCUUUAAUUUAAAAGCUGUGAGAAAAGAUACAUUCAUUUUAAAUAGGGUUAUUAAUUUAGCAUUUAAAGUAGUGUUAAAUAUAAAAUAGUGGUUUAAUUUAGAUGGGGAGGUGUCAAAGGGGUCACCCAUACAAAAAGUUUGUGAACUACCCUAGUCCACAGCUGCCAAGCAAGUGGCUUCCCCCCUGCAGCCUAGUGUAGUCAGCAGUUGGAGCAGUGAAAUAGAGCAUGCUGGGUGCAGGUAAGAUUUUAGCUGCUUCACUCUGACCAUGUGAAAACAGAUUUUUCAGAGGCUUAGAACUUGGUCAAAUUUCAGUUCCAUUCUCAAGGUAUGGGGGGGUACAAGGGCUUCUCAAAGAAAUUCUAAAACCAUUUUAAAUAUGGGAGAAAUGUAUUUUUCCCUAACUUUGUUCUCAAAACCAGCAGAACCAUUUUGCACGAAACCUUCCAAAAUGAUUCCAUUGCAAUUUGCCAAACUUCAGCUGUUUGGGCUGAAAAGAUAUAAACAACAGAAGCUACAGUCUUAUAUGGGGAAGAUGUCAGGCAAACUUCAAACGUAGUGCUACCAGUAACAAUGAACCAGCCAAAUUCCUCCACUUUAAGCAUACUAAAUACUUUCCUAAUGUAAACAGGUCACUUGUUAUGAAGGGAGAUUUCUAUUAAAUGGAGCAUCCUAAAAAGACCCCACUUCCAUGUUCAAGUUUACACAUUUUAAAAUGGAAUUUCAGGCCUAUACCAUCCUUCUGAAUGCAAGGACAGCGCGAGAUAUGUACCUGCCUGAAUCUUGUACUAUUGAACCAGCUCAAUUUAAGUAAAGCAGUGAACCUAUCUACUGGACAAGGUUCUAGUUCAGUAAAUGCUGCUUGACGUGGUACGGAGCGUAUGCAGAGUUGCUGGUGCUCAGCACAUCAACAUCAAUACAGCAGCAGAUUUCCCCUCAAAAAUUUCAACUAGAGGGGCAGUUUUCAAUCAUAUGAAGCCUUCUGCUGGGGGUGUUAAUACGGCUGCAUGUUUAGAGAAAUGAACCGCUGUAACCUGUUGAAUAGUUUAGUAGCAUAUGUGUGCACCUCUGUAAAGGCACAUUCUUGCACUUCAGGCACCUGCUCCCAUUUAUCACGUGCCCAAAACACUACCAAACUUGUACUAAGGGUUCCCCCCUCUACUAAUAGUUAAAAUAUCUAGGUGAGUUGUGAUUUAAAGUUAGUCGGAAGAUUGGCUUGUGUUGUCAAACUUCAUCCCAAUCCUGUCUGUCCUGGAACUUUGUCUUGUAUAUGCAUUAGUACCGGUACUGCUUUUUUGCGAAGGGCUCAGACAUCUUUGCCCCAAACUAAUGAGGGCUAGUUAAAUGGGAAGAAAGCAUUAUGAUAGACUAAUUUAGUCCUGCCAUUUUACACACCAACUUUGAGAGCAGCAGAAAGAAUAGCUACGUUGCACAGGAGUUUUCCUGAGGUAACUGUGCACUGAAUGGAAGCUACUGUAAAGCUAGCAUUGGGUGCUACACUGAAGGACAAAACGCUCCUCCUCCCCCCACACUGGGCUAGCCAAGUGGGACAUCAAAAGCAAUGAAAUAAACAGGCUUUGGUUGAAAUAAAAGGGCUUCCAGACUAGGAGUGUUUUUCAGUACUUAGAAACCAGACAAUUGUGUUUUCCCUCUGCUUUCUUCAGAGGAUAGUGCACCUGCCUCCGAGGACAAAGAUCAUUCCAAAAUGCCUGUCAUCCUUGCAUUUAAGUUAGAGCUUCCUUUUACCGCCAAAAAACGUUUGAGCUAGUUGAGCUGUCUCCAUGACGGCAGGUGGGUCCUAUGAGACAGAGUUCUGUGUGGCUCGAAAGCUUCUCUCUCCCCAACAGAAGUUGGUCCAAUAAAAGAUGUCACCUCACCCACCUUGUCUCUCUCAUGUCCUCUGGAUUGGCAGAUGAGCAUAUAGGAGAAAAAUAACCUUUAUAAAAUCAUGUGCCCCAGUAACAAAGAGAAGGUGGCUCUGAAACACUGCAAAUGGGAGACUGGCAAUGUCCCCACUAACAGCUGGCAUCUUCUAAUGCACACAACUUUCAAUAGGAAUUUUAUAGCGCGGAGUACCCAAUUUCUUUAAACUAACAGAAACUAUGGAAUUAGUUCUGCAACAUUCAUUUUUAAAAGUGUAAAGUAAAGCUGCCUGACAUGAAGCUCAACAGAAACAUUUAGGACCCGAUGGCAAGGUUCAAAUAUUUUAUUUUUUUAUUCAUAUAGUAUGAAGGUUCUAUAGUUCCCACAACAUAUGAUGUAGCAUGCAGAGGAAAAACUAAACAUUCAACAUAAAUCGUUUUCCCCACACAAACUAAAAAAAACCCCUUAUCCCCCCGAUAAGGAAAUAACAACAGCACUAUUUGCUAGAACGCCAGCC